AUGCCGCCAGUACCUCAAGGGGCGUCAACAGACCACGUAAUAUUCUCCGCCGAUACAGUCACGCGAAGUCAAGUUGAAGACUAUCGCCAAGUAGCGAUAAUGGCACUGCCAGAUACCCAAACAUUGGACCGGAUUAUUGGACUGUACUACGAACAGAUAGCCUGGUUUUACAAUCCAUUACCUCGUGGAAGACUCAUGCAACUUGUGAAUCGCCUCUACUCUGGACCCGAAAUCCAGAUAGAAUCACACGAGCUGUCCUGCGUUCAUACCAUCCUGGCGCUGGGCCAUCUUAUGGACCCCACAAAGCCUGCCGACAGCAAUCCUCAAAUUCAACAUCAUGCAAAGCUGGGAAGGAUGUGCUUAUACCUGGAAUGCAUCUUUGCGCAGACCACUGUUGCGACAAUAGAAGCGCAUCUACUUCGACUAAUGUUCCUUCUGUUUGACAAGGACCAAACCGCGCCUAUGAAGGUCUAUGGUCAAUUAGGACUCGUCUGGCGCCUGAUGAUCAGCAUGGGAAUGCAUCGCGACCCAGCGCGGUGGAAUUUCGUUUCAGAGGAAUGUGAGAGGCGGCGUCAGGUUUUCUGGGAAUUCGUCGCCUUUGAUACCUGGCAGUGUUUGAGCUGGGGUAGACCUUCUACAAUUGACACUAAAUCGUUUGACUGCGAGCUGCCCUGGGGUGAAGGCGAGCAUUUGGAUGACGAGGAUAAAAACUUUCAUCGAUGGAAGUUCAUUUACAUCAGAGACAUUCUACGAGAUGUCCUGGCACUGCACACCAUGUGUGGAAUCGGCCCGACAAUCAAUGAAGCAAUGAAGCUCGACAUGCGCAUACGCGAAUAUAAGCUCUUUGAUGUUGGGGCAGUCAUGCAGGGAAAUGCCUCUGUACCUUCCAUUUACCAGCAGAACAUUAUGUUCUGCAUCAAAGAAAGCACUCUUUGCUUCCUCCACAGGCCAUUCUUCGUCAGCGCACUGAAUGAAGGUCUACCUGACCCUCUCCGCUCGCGGUUUGCAGGCUCUUGCCUGGCAAUUCAUGCAAGCGCCAGCGCGCUCCUUGGCCGUGCUCCCUUCAUGCUCGACUUUCAAGUACAGACCCCGCGUUUCUUCAUAUGGUGGAGUCAAGCGUUUAGUGCGAUGGUGGCCCUCGGCGCGUUGGUCAUCAAAUCGCCAGGAUCCGCACUUGCAGCUUCUGCUUUGACAGAAAUCCAGAUGGCGGCUCAGACGUUCGAAAGGGCUACAGGGGGGUUCCGUGCAGGCAGACUUUUGCCAUAUGUCAGGAAUCUACGCGAGCGAGCACAGAGGAUGUACGACAGCUUUCAUUCAGGACAGCCUCUCAUUAGUCAACAACAAGACGACGACGCUCUUCCUGGCAUUAAUUCGGCCUCGACCGUGAUCACGAAUGCCAUAUUCCCCAAGUCCAGUGAUCAUUCCCAGUCUAAAGCGAACGCGGUGGACACGCUGGUUGAUGAUUAUCUUCGUACUCUACAGUCGGAGUUGGAUCACCUUGCGCAACAGCGUGGGAUUGCGCCAAAUCAACCAUCAAACGAAUUCGGCGGCGUCGAUAACAACCACACCUGGCAAAACACGGCAUUCGUACCUUCAGAUUCUCUUCUUUCGUCGGGCUUGCCUCAAUUUCCUGAUUCGCAACUACAGCCUGACUUCGAUCCUGCCAUUUGGACGGAUUUUAUGGCUAGUUUUGGAAGCUCGUAG
This is a messenger RNA of Serendipita indica DSM 11827, 1704 nucleotides long. Lineage: Eukaryota; Fungi; Basidiomycota; Agaricomycetes; Sebacinales; Serendipitaceae. The record is from the annotation of a GenBank genome assembly.